UUUACUUGGCUGCAAUUUACAUUGAACAAGGAAAUCACGUGCUUCAUCCACCUGCCACCUCUUCAGGAUUAUCAUUCCCUUGCUGCUCAUUUUUCUUUUUCUUUUUCAUAAUUUAUUUAUUUUAAAAUAUAUACAGCACAAUGUCAGGUGGUGAAGAAGGUGCAUUCAAGGCAGUGGAGCUGGGUGAGCAGCUGCAAAGCACCCCACAGGCCACUCCACCAGAUCCUGCCACCCAGCCUGCAGGGAUGACGGAGAGUGGGUCACCCUCCAUGCCAAGCUCAGGGGCCGCAGGCGGGCGAUGGGUAUCUGCAGUUGAUCAGUUCAAACUCAGGAAGUUCUUUGUACUCCGGCCAGGUACUCUGGAGCAUGCUUUGGAAGACAUCAAAGUCCUGGUGAAGCAGGAAGAGGACGGCAAUGUUCAGAGCGCUUGGCUCAUGGCUGAGUUGGACCACUGGAACAACGAGCUCGAGCGGGUGGUGCUCAUCACAGACAACACCCUUCUCAUCUGCAAGUACGACUUCAUGAUGCUCAACUGUGAGCAGAUCCAGAGAAUCCCGCUCAACUACGUGGACCGCAUUGUCCACGGCAACUUUGGCUUCCCUCCGCGCUCCCUGCUUAAGAGGGAGGGAGAGGGACUGCGUGUGUACUGGGACAGGACAAGAGAGCCCACCUUCUCCUCCCGCUGGAACCCCUUCGCCAAAGACUACCCCUUCUGCACUUUCACCUACCACCCUGUGAGGUCAGCCGAUGCCAAGUUUGCAGCAUUGUGUGAGAUACACAACUUUCGGGAGCAGCUGAACCAGGCAGCCCAGAGGGCACAUGCAAAGAGUCCAGUCCCAGGGAAGGCCAAUGGGGUCCUUGUUUUGAACCAGCCUAUCAUCAUUGAUGCCUACGUGGGCCUAAUGUCCUUCAUUGGAAACCAGAACAAGUUGGGCUACUGUCUGGCUCGGGGCAAUAUUGGGUUCUAAAGCAUAAGUUAUACUACCUUUAGUGUGCACCAUAACAGCCAUGUUUGUGUCAUCAUCUCAUGCCACAUGCAGAUGUAUCCGCAGGUGGUGGUACACAAAGUGCCAGUGAACCAAGUGGAAAAUGAUGUUCAUCAUGACCUCCUUGCUGCAGUAGGUAGCUGCUACUAGCUAAUAGUUAUGGCAACUGACUACUUUCCAGGUAUAUUCAGUCUAGACAUGAUUUGGUCUAUUGCCUCAGUCUUUGGAUUAAAUUAUUCAGUAACAUUAACCCUUUCUCGUGUACAGCCACACCGGUGAGAUUAAAAUAAUUGAUUGGAAAAUUUCCAGCUAAUGUUCGCUUUUGGAGGAAACAGCAAUUUAACGUUAAAAAGUAUAGCAAAUGCAGGCUCCCAAGUGGCUCAGUCGG
Messenger RNA from Megalops cyprinoides (Indo-Pacific tarpon), 1374 nucleotides. It is a transcript of the gene tprg1, whose product is annotated as tumor protein p63 regulated 1. Gene Ontology annotation, cellular component: cytoplasm. Bases 141 to 968 code for a protein of 275 amino acids. NCBI's taxonomy places the organism in Eukaryota, Metazoa, Chordata, Actinopteri, Elopiformes, Megalopidae. The transcript has 6 exons. The record is from RefSeq and is a predicted model, not a curated record.